GCGAGCAUCUUUAGUUAACACAAGUGUCUCUCCCUUUGUAGCUCGUGCAGGACUUGGACUCAAGAUGUUCCGAGGCCUCCUCCUGCUGGCUUUUGUGGCAGGCGCCCUUGCAGCUAUUUCUGGUAAUAACGGAAGCGGUGGACGUCCAAGUGGACCAACAAACAAACCCGGCCGAUUCUUAUCACUCCCCGUCCCAGAAAAGUGCGCGCAGCGUCCCAAGCAGUGGAGACUUGGCAACCACAACUACUUCUUCUCUGGCAACAUCAGCCAGUUCGCUGGCAAGAAAUACGACUGGCUCGACGCCAGGAACGAGUGUCGCGAAUACUGCAUGGACCUUGUGUCAAUGGAGACUCAGCAGGAGAACAACAUGGUCCUCCGCUUCAUCCAGCAAUACGACGUGCCCUACAUCUGGACCUCAGGUCGUCUUUGUGACUUCAAGGGUUGCGAAGACCGCAAGGACCUUCAGCCCCUCAGCGUCUUCGGCUGGUUCUGGUCGACCACUCGGGCAAAGAUUGCACCCACCAAUCGAGUGCCCCCCAACUUCAGCUACAACCCCUGGUCUCAGACUGGCCACAAGAAGCAGCCCCAGCCUGACAAUGCUGAAUUCGACAUUAACCAGACCACCGAGUCUUGCCUCUCAGUUCUCAACAACGUCUACAACGAUGGCAUCAACUGGCAUGACGUUGCUUGCUACCACGAGAAGCCUUUCAUCUGCGAGGACUCUGACGAACUCCUCCAGUAUGUGGCUGCGACCAACCGGGGCAUUCGCCUCUAGUCUUUCUCCCACUCUCAAAUAUUUAUCAAAGCAAAAUAAUGCUCUGUUCAAUUGUACAUUGAAAUAAAAUUAUUUUCUAAUUUAUGUUUUAAAAUUA
Neocloeon triangulifer is the source of this 872-nucleotide messenger RNA. RefSeq lists its product as uncharacterized. The transcript is spliced from 4 exons. Bases 65 to 775 code for a protein of 236 amino acids. The record is from RefSeq and is a predicted model, not a curated record. NCBI's taxonomy places the organism in Eukaryota, Metazoa, Arthropoda, Insecta, Ephemeroptera, Baetidae.